AUGGACCGACGUCCAUCGUAUCUCGCCUUGCCUGCUGCUUGUCUUUUGAACGCUCGUUGGCUACGAUCAUCCAUGAGAAUAGACACUUUAAAACGCCGAGAGAGAUGCCUACGGUUAUACUUGAGCAACUUUUCAAUAAGGUCGACAUGGGUGAGAACCAUUCUCCUGCAGCAAUAUCGUUCCAGUCCCAACUCGUUUGCUCCCGCCGCGCUUGUCUGGUGUCACCUCUCGUUACGAACAGCGAGCGGAACCCCGUACCUACCAUUCAGAAAUACGAAGAAGAUAAGGAAAAGCAGGAACAACAACUCGAAAAUGAGAUCAAGGAGGAAGCUCCCGACAGUCACGAAGUAGAGGAAGAGGACGAGGAUAAGAACUUGACCCAAGGGCAAAAGGAGAAGAAGGAAAUGAUGGCAAAGAUGAAUGCGAAUCAGCAAAAGCCCAUCGAGCAGGUCAAGAAACGAAGAGGCCAACGAGUCGUUGACGACCCCGUCACAGGCGAAAAGGUAAUCAUCAAAGACGCCGAAUUCAAAGGUAUGAAAAUUUCUUCAUCAUUUUCAAAAGGCCCUUCUUUACUAAAACUAUUCCCAGACUUUCCCUCUCAACAGCAACUCGAUCCCAAAUCCGGCGUGCCUGGUCCAGCACUGACUGGCCUAAACGGCGCCGCAAAGAAACUAUUCCACCAAUCUCGAACAGCCCCUAAUCCGGCUUAUCCUUCCAAUAUUUCGCUCCAGCCUUUCCCACCUUCCACUCCACCGUCUCUCGACACGAUUAUGUCAUACUUGUACUAUCUCGAAUACGGAAUCAUCGGCGCAGGAUUCCUCUUGUGGUUCUUCUUGGCCUUUGGACACGGUUUUUGGGUAUUCCUCUUCAGGAGUAUCUUUAUCAGCGCACUGUGCUUUGCCGGGUCUACGGUGGCGAGCUUGGCUCAGCGUAAAUUGGAGCGCGAAGUCGAGAGGGUGCGGUAUGACAUGCAUAGGCAACGUGGAGAGAAAUUUGCACCUCCUACACCCGAAUCGGUAGAGUGGCUCAACGCGUUCACCAAGUUGUUGAUAAGGAUCGUAGCCGACUCGAUUGAGGACGUCAUGCAGCAGUCUCUGCCCAAGUUUGUAGAGGCGAUUAGGAUCUCUGAUAUUGGCCAAGGCACCAACCCCUUCCGUAUCAUUUCUAUGCGCGCGUUGCCGGACCAACCGGGGGAAAAGGAGUAUCCGCGUGAAGAGUGGAUCGACCAGGGUACCAACGAGCUUAUGGAUGCUAGUGAGAAGAGUAAGGGUCAGGAUAUGGACCAGGCCGGUGACUAUGUGAAUUACGAAGUCGCCUUUGCGUAUCAAGCUCUUCCUGGUCAAGGCGACAAACUGCGAGCCAAGAAUAUCCAUCUUCUUCUCGAAUUCUUCCUUGGGUUUGCGGAUUGGGUACAUAUUCCAAUUCCUAUCUGGGUCCAAGUCGAUGGCGUCGCGGGCACUGUCCGUCUCCGAAUUCAAUUCAUCCCGGAGCCACCCUUUGUGCGCAACCUCACGUUUACUUUGAUGGGAGUUCCAGCUGUGGAUGUCUCGGUCACUCCUCUCAUCAAGCGCCUUCCUAACCUCUUGGACUUGCCUUUGAUCUCCAAGUUUGUCAAGAUGGCCAUUGCUGCUGGCACUGCAUCUAUUGUUGCGCCGAAGAGUAUGACUCUGAAUAUCCAAGAGUUGAUGAGUGGUGCCGCCAUUGGAGAUACUCGCUCCUUGGGUGUGUUCAUUAUCCGCAUCCAGUAUUGCGAAGAUCUCUCUGCGCAAGAUAGGAAUGGCAAGUCGGACCCCUACAUUGUCCUUGCCUACGCCAAGGUUCGUUACGGGCUCGUUCACAUCGAGGAAUGGAAACUGACACUGUUGCUACAGUUCGGAAAGCCGCUUUAUAGCACCCGUAUCAUUCUUGGCGAUCUCAACCCUGUUUUCGAAGAGACCGCGUUCUUGUUGGUUACUCACGAAGAAGUCAAGGCCGAUGAAAAUCUCUCUGCUAUGCUUUGGGACUCUGUAAGGUUUAUCUAUCACGUGACGGUCGACGAUGAUCUCAUUGGUCGUGUUGAGAUUCCAGUCAAAGAGUUGAUGGCGAAACCAAACAAGAUGUUUGACAGAGCCGACAAGCUCGUUGGAUUUGAAAACGCCACGGCCAUGUUGGGUAUACUACAUAUUGGAUAUUUCGACAAGGUUCCAUUGAACCGUGCUCUGGAGAGACCACCAGAGAAUCCCCAGCCUGCCAAGAAACCUGCUGCCGCGAUGGAGAUGCACCCGAGAGACAAGGGACCUCGUCCUGCUGCUACCGACCCACCACCGCCAGCCCCUGAUGUGCAACGUACACCUCCAGACCCCAA
Messenger RNA from Acaulospora colombiana, 2344 nucleotides. NCBI's taxonomy places the organism in Eukaryota, Fungi, Glomeromycota, Glomeromycetes, Diversisporales, Acaulosporaceae. The record is from the annotation of a GenBank genome assembly.